Molecule: messenger RNA, 8131 nt
Organism: Equus quagga
Lineage: Eukaryota; Metazoa; Chordata; Mammalia; Perissodactyla; Equidae
Gene: IRGC
Product: immunity related GTPase cinema
Exons: 1
Coding region: 6737-8131 (464 amino acids)
Cellular component (GO): membrane
Molecular function (GO): GTPase activity; GTP binding
Source: RefSeq, a predicted model, not a curated record
UGAGUUUAUUAGGGGAAAACCAAAGAAUUUCAAUUCAGGACCUGCAUGCUAUGGCAAAAGCCAUAGGCACGUCCAACAAUCAAAAGAGAGAAGCUUAUUUCAUAGGGAGAAAGGAGGAAAUUGGGAAGGGAUGUUUUGAAUGAAAGUCCACUGGAGAAAAGCAAGAGUUCAAGGUGGUGAUGGCUUCUCAUUGGCUGAGUUCCUGGGGUAGUCGAUUUCUCUUUGGGAUGCAACGUACAUUUCUUCUUGGGGUCUGUAGAAGAUGAUUCUUCCUAGUGACAACUUCUUUCCGUUGGGGUCUGUAAUUGACUCUUUCCUGUAAUUGACCUCCCGUGGUGCUUCGUGAGAGCUCCCCCUUCCAGUCUCCCCACUCCAUUUUAAACGCGGUUUCCCUGGAUUAAUUUUCACGCUUCAUUCAGAUCUCUGCUGGAAUAGAAUGUCACUUUCUCAGACAGGCCUUCCGGACCACUCUAUCAAAAACAGCACACUCCCUCCCCCGAAUCACUUGGCUGCCUAGUGGCCUAAAAUAACGAUUUGUUAUUUCUCACAAGUCUCUGGGUUGGCUGGGCUCAGCUGGAUGGCUCUUCUACUCCCAUGUGGUAUUGGCUGCCUUCAGCUGGAGCUCAGCUGGGGCAGGAAUGUCCUAGAUGGCUUCAGGCUCACCUCCACGUGGCCUCUGUUUCUCCAGCAGGGUGGCACGACCUCUAUGGCAGCUCAGGGCUCUGAGGAGGAGAAAGCAGAAGCUGCCCUCGGAAGGCCUGGGCUUGGAAGGCCCAGAACGUCACUUCUGCUGCAGUCUGUUGAUCAAAGCAAGUCACGAGGCCAGCCCAGAAGCAAGGGGAGAGGAUGAUGUGAAGAGGGUCAUGUGCCUCCAGAGAUGGGAGAAAUUGUUGGUGGCCACGGUUACAGGCAGUUCAUUGACCCCCUCAGCCAUCUCUCACCCUUGCUGCCUUCUUUUUCCUCAUCACUGUUUGACACUAUCUUAUUUUUGUUUAUUAUCUUUAUCUUUCAAAAAAUAUAAGCUCCAUGAGGGCCGUCUGUGUCUACUCUCCACGUGUCAGUGCCUAGAACCGUGCCGAGCACACAGGAGGCAGCCUAUGUCUUUGAAUGAAUGAAUGAAACCCUAGGGACUAAUUUCAGGUUUCCCCGGGAUUCUGGCGAAUGGAGAGAAGGUGAAGCCACAGCGUGUAGAUAUUCCGAGGGAAGCGCUUGAGGAUUUUUAAGAGACACGGAGAGAAAGGACAGGGAGGAAAGGGGGAUUAGGAGUGGGCAGGAGAACUGGGGGGCAGAAGACGAGGCAGAGGACUGGGAGACUCAUGAGGGCAGGAUCGGGGACUGUCUUGGUCCCGACUCUAUCUCCAGCCUCAACCAGCACAGGGCCUGGCACACAGCAGGUGGUCAGCAAGCGUAUGCUGAGUGGAGGAACCUUCUCUGACUCCCCUGCCGCCUCCCCUGCCUGCCACCGGGUCAGGCGCCCUCUUGGUCCACCCACCCCUCUGGGCAACUCCAACCCUACCUUACCCUCUGUGGGUCCUCACUGUCUGGGGACACGGCUGGGGCUGUCUUGGUCAUUGCUGGGUCCCGAACAUCAUCCAACAGACCCUUGGCACACAGGGUGCAUAUCUGCGUGAACUUCCUCCCUGGAUAAAAGGGCUGGCUCUGUCAUCGCUGCGUUCCCAGCCUGGUGGAAACUGAGAGGACACUGAGGAAACACCUUCACUGAUUCUAAGAUGCAUCUUCCCCUCCACAUUUUAGCAAUUCUAAAUCAGGAAGAGUCACAGUUGAUGGCACCUUACAAUUGCUGUCAGCCAGGCAGCCAUUGUGACGUAGCUGUCACUGCCUGGAUGUGAUAAUGGAGCUGCUUUUAAUAGCAUCAUUGGCGCCGCUGAUGGCACGGAGGACACGUGGUGUGGCAAAGCGUGCAUGUCCACUCCUCGGAGGCAGAAGUGACUCCACAGAGUCAGGCCGUGUGGUUUUGGGAACAGCUUAGUCAAUUUAUUUCCCUUGUAUCUUCCUAGUUCGAUGCACACAUGAGUGACAUAUGGUAAAAAUGUGUAUUUUCUAAGUCAGUCUACAAGCAGCUCUUUCAAUAGGUGUACAAUAAAAAUUGUAAGUGAUAAGGAAAUAUUGUGUCGUAGUUUUAUUGGCAGCUUUUUUUCCCCUGUUGGUGGGACAGAAAAGGAUGCGUCUGACAACCAGUGUGCCUUAGCCUUGACUCUACAGGGAACCCGUGGAAGGAACGGUGAAUAAACGUGCUCGCCUCAUUUGUCUCUGUCUUCGUCUCUAUUCCAGUCUCAGCUCCUGGGUUUUAUGUCUGUCGUGGGAUGACAGGUGGGUGAACCGAGGUCUCGUCUGGGUUAAGUGAGCUAUUCCAUCUGAGGGCCCUCACACAGCGCCUGUGACAUUGUAGAUGCUCAGGAAGAGAACGCUGGGCCUGUGUGUGAUCCUGCCAGUGUCCCCCCGCCUAUGAGGUCUAUCAGAGCAGGAAGAAGUGUGAGUCACAUCUCUGGACCGGCACGGGGACUGGGCUAGGGUCAGGGCUAAACAAAUGUUUGUGGAAUAACUAAAUAACCGACUGAAUUAUCGGGCCAAUGAAAGUCCUCUCUUAAUUCGGGGUCUUGGCACAGGCUGGUCCCUUGGCCUGGGACUCGAGACUCCCUAGCAGGCCACUGACUCACUCCUGCUUGUCCUUCAGAUCUCAGCUCAGGGGCCCCCUCCUUCAGGAAGGCCUCUCCGACCCCCAGCCUGGGUCAAGUGGCCCCUUUGUGCUCCCACAGCCUCCUGGGGUCCCCCGUCUCAGUCCUGUCUGCUCUGGUCACCACUGUCUGGGGAUGGAUCUGACUCCCUCAUUGGACUCCGAGUCCUGCGAGGGCAGAACCCCGGGGCUGUCCUGGUCGUUGCUGUGUUCCCAGCAGUCAGCUCAAGACGGGGCCUGGAGAGGUGCCAAGUAUGCAAUGAGUGAAGAGGGCAGCGGAGGCUUGGCAGACAGGCAAGGGUGCAGCCUCUCUCUGGCUGGUGCUGAGGAGCUGGGAGAAGUGCCCCUGGAGCGUGGCAGCCUCAUCGGACACAUUUGCGCAGGUGCCCUGCAGCUGUCUUGGCCCCCAUCACCCCAGGCUGCAACCGUCUCCCUUUCCUCUGACCCGGAGCCCCGGAGGGCAGAGCCUGGGCCAAUGCCCUUCUGUGGCCCGGGCUCUGGCUGGACUCAUGGGUCAGGAGCCGGAGCAAAAUUGAGAAGGGUCAGGAGUGGAUGCGGUGGGUUUCGGUGAUGCGGUCUGUCUGUGCUGUCUGCGUGUAAUUGUGUCUCUCCUGGUCUGCAAUCUGCAUCCCUGAGCCGGUGUUGUUUGCGAGGCCCGUGUCUGUACGUUUGUUUGUUUGUUUUUCUGUAGCGACCCUGUAUUUCCCUCUUGGGCCAGGUGUGCGUCUGUGGAUUUGGGAGAGGAGUCUUGGUCUGUGUGUUUGGUGUCUGGGGGUGUCUGGGAAUAUUCUGUAAUCUUGGUCUUUGUGCGUUGUGUCAGCAAUGAGGAUGUGAAUGAGUCUGUGCGGCCGCCGGUCUGCGUCUCUCUCUUGCCCGUGGUUUAAGGAUUCUGAACUGCGGUCAGCAGACCACUCCCUCCCUGACUCUCGGUGUGGCCUGCGCUAUCCAUUCCCUUUCUGGCCUCCACCUCCUCCUCAGUUGUUUCUGGAGGCCCCCUUCCAGAACCACCUUCAGAUCAUCAGGAAAACCCUUUGAGUACCAGGGGCCUCUGGCUCCAUCCAGGAAGUGGGGGUGGGGGAGGCUGGGCAACCGGCCUGGGCAGAGAGGAGGCCAGCAGGGGAGACAGGGUGGGGACAAUUCCAAAGGACUAGCGGGUCGAGGGGAGGCUUGGAAGCUGCAGAAACAGAAGCUGGAGUUGGGGGGAAGCGGGGUGUCCCUCAGUGGGCUGGGGUCCUGGGUGUCUUGGUCUCUAGACCUUCAGCUCCUUCCCAGCGUGUGUCCUGGUCCCCGCCCCUGGAUCCCUGUCUCUCAGGCUCUGCAUCUCUUCAUUGUUUCUCUAGCUGGUGCCUCUGCCGUCUUUCUCUCUGACUGGGUUUCUCGUCCACUCCCUCUUCCUGCCUCUUCCUGUGCUUUCUUGGGGAGUCUCUUUCCCCAUCCCAACUCUCCCUCUUUUCUCAUUCACAUCUCCGCCAGCUUCCAUCCCUCUGUCACACUCACGCCGUUUUAAGUGGUUGUGGGGGAGCAGAGGAGGGAGAGAGCAGAACGGAGAGAGGCGGGACAGAAGAGUUGGCACCUGAGCUGGGGUCAGAAGGAUGGGCUGGGGGUGGGCAGGCGAGGACGUUGCCGGGGCCAGGCAGGGUGGCACUGGCGGUGACCACGUUGGUGGUUUCAGACCUGGCCUCUCUGGGGGGUCUCCUCUCCUCCCAGCCGGUGCUGGCUGAGCUGAACCGCCACCCACAGAGCACGUGCAAUGCAUUGUGAGGCGGGCAGGCGAGUAGAUGGGGCAGAGAAGGGCACUUGAAUGGCUUGUUUGGGAAACUGAGGCCACCGGAGGGAGGAGAAAUAGAGGGUGGGUUGUGAGCAGGGCCAGGCCCUCAGACGCUAGGCUGCCGACCUGGGACUUUGUCCUGGGGACAAUGGAGACCACGGACGGGUUUUGAACAGGCCUUGGUGUUAGAAAGACGGCUCUGGGUCCCUGGUGGGGGACGGAGGGCCCCGUGUGACAGAGUGGUGGCGGAGUGGUGGCCCCCGGAGCAGCUGAGGGGUGGGGUCCCUGCCCCACGUGGGACCCCGCCCCCUGACGUCACUGUCCCAUUAUUGCACCAGGGCUGGCUGACCAAUAAGCUGCUGCUUGUUAUUAUAAUGGGUCCUAGCAACGGGGGUACGCCCUUGGGCUAACAGGGGAGGAGCCCCCACCAGUGGGGAAAGUGUGAGGGGAGAGGGAGAGCCUGCAGGCAGGUGAGUUACCUGAGGGCAGCGCUCUGCAGCUGGGCCCCGCUGAGGGGCGGAGGUGGGGGGGGCAGGGGGGACGGGGGGGGGGGGGGGGGGGGGAGCUUCCAGGCCCACUCCCAGCUCCCCUGCCCGAAUUCCACCCCAGGGCCACUCACCUGUUUGCCCCUUGCUGCUGGGACCCGGCCCAGGCUCCCACUCCCCUCCCCCCGGGCCACACCCUGAGAUGGGUUGGGGGACAGGGCGCAUGAGGGACUGGGUAUAGCACGGGGACACCCCCACCCCGGAUGGGGCUCAGGGCUGGUGGAACGACAUCAGAACAGAUUUCUGUGGAGGGGCAGGGGGCGAGGACAGGGGCCGCCAAGGAGACAGGGAGGCACAGACAGGUGCCUGAAGGGAGUCAGCUCUUCAGAGGGCGAAGGAGCCCAGGGACCUGGGUUUGAGUCCUGGCUGUGCCUCUGAGCGGGGGCGUCACUGAUCUAGCCUGAGCCUCAGUCCGUCUCCGACCUGUGGGGACAGGCCCCGACGUGAGCGUCUCUCCCAGGGUUCUCUGGAGAGUCUUAGUCCGGGAGGAAGCGUAUUUUAGAGGCGAGGGACGAGAAGAGAGUGUGAUGGGAAGAGCGAGGGCCAGGGAGGCUCUGAGGCGAGGAGAGUGGGAUCUGAGGCGAGACCUUGGGGACAGGCUCCAGGAGGCGGGAGGGGACCUGGCCAGCCACGGCAGGACUGGGUGUAGAAUGAGAAGCACUCCCAGUGUCCGGGCACUCCCCGGUCAGCGGGACCCAAGAAUGUCUUCAAAGUUGGCCUAGGGACAGACGGGGGCUCACAUUUGUCACAGCAGCCCUGCUUGGUAGCAGGGUUGUCGUCCACGCAGAUGAGGCAGCUGAGGCUCAAAAAGGCCAAGGACUUGCUCAAAGUCACACAGCUAGGAAUAUUAAGAAUGAUGGUGAUGAUGCUGAUAACACAGACCACCUGCUCUGUGCCAGGCACUAUUUAAGAGCUUUCUGUGGCUUAACUCACUUAAUUCUCAACAGCCCAGGAGGUGGUCUGCUAUUAUCAUAGCUAUUACCCCCGUCUUACAGAUGAGGAAAGUGAGGCAGAGAGUGAAGCAACCUGCCCCAGGUCACUUGGCGAGUGGCGAGUGGCGAGCGUGUGGCGGGGCCAGGAUCUGACCCCAGGGCUGGGCCCUGUCACCAUCACUCACUUCCCGCUGCUCCCAGUAACCACAGCAGCAGGAGUGCAGCCACUCGCUCUGCUCCGGCCCAGGAGCUGGGCCUACGCCCUUUCCUUUGUAGGCCCAGUAUAAGACAAAAACGCGGGGCCCCUGGUUCAAAGAUUACUAAGAAUUUCAGUCCGUGUCAGCAGAUCAGCAUUUAGCAAAGAGCUGGGCCUUCCGUGCGUGGUCACAAGCUGCCCACGAACCCAGCCCCAUUUCUAGGUUAUCCCGAAGACUCCUCAGCACCUCAGGAAGCAGGUCAGUCAUUAUGCCCGUUACCCAGAGAAGCAAACAGGCUCAGAGAGGUGCCUCAUUUUCCUCCAGGUCACACAGCAAGUUAGUGGCAGAGAGAGGAUGUGAACCUGGGCCUAUAAGACUCUAAAGCCGCCAACUUGUGUCAAAAACAUACCCCAGGUUUUUGAGAAGGAGAGGGCUGUGGGUUUCCAGAGGGACUUCCCUUACAUCCUUGGUGUGUCUCUCUCCCUGCCCUGUGCCAAGGCCCAGGAGGCGUGGACGGCUCCCUUCUCCCCUGCAGACGCAGAGGAUCACGCGGCCGGUGACUCUCCCCAUCCCCCGCGCCCUCUGAACCGCUGGUCACCAUGGCUACUUCGAAGUUGCCAGCUGUGCCCAGGGAGGAGGAGACCACCAUCCUCAUGGCCAAGGAAGAGCUGGAGGCCCUGCGCACGGCCUUCGAGUCGGGCGACAUCCCCCAGGCUGCCUCUCGCCUCCGGGAGCUGCUGGCCUCCUCGGAGAGCACCCGCCUGGAGGUGGGCGUCACGGGCGAGUCGGGCGCCGGCAAGUCGUCCCUCAUCAAUGCCCUCCGGGGCCUGGGGGCCGAGGACCCUGGCGCGGCUCUCACGGGCGUCGUGGAGACCACAAUGCACCCCUCGCCCUACCCGCACCCGCAGUUCCCCGAUGUGACACUGUGGGACCUGCCGGGGGCCGGCUCCCCGGGCUGCCCGGCGGACAAGUACCUGAAGCAGGUGGACUUCGGCCGCUACGACUUCUUCCUGCUGGUGUCCCCGCGCCGCUGCGGGGCCGUGGAGACCCGCCUGGCCUCCGAAAUCCUGCGCCAGGGCAAGAAGUUCUACUUCGUGCGCACCAAGGUGGACGAGGACCUGGCGGCCACCCGCACCCAGCGGCCCUCGGGCUUCAGCGAGGCCGCCGUCCUGCAGGAGAUCCGCGAGCACUGUGCCGAGCGGCUGCGGGUGGCCGGGGUGACCGACCCCCGCAUCUUCCUCGUGUCCAACCUCUCGCCCGUCCGCUAUGACUUCCCUCUGCUCGUGUCCACCUGGGAGCACGACCUGCCCGCACACCGGCGCCACGCCGGCCUGCUGUCACUGCCCGACAUCUCACUGGAGGCCCUGCAGAAGAAGAAAGACAUGCUCCAGGAGCAGGUGCUCAAGACGGCCCUGGUGUCGGGCGUCAUCCAGGCCCUGCCCGUGCCCGGGCUGGCGGCCGCCUACGACGACGCCCUGCUCAUCCACUCGCUGCGCGGCUACCACCGCAGCUUCGGCCUGGACGACGACUCGCUGGCCAAGCUGGCCGAGCAGGUGGGCAAGCAGGCCGGCGACCUGCGCUCGGUCAUCCGCUCGCCGCUGGCCAACGAGCUCUCCCCUGAGACCGUCCUGCGGCUCUACUCACGCUCGUCUGACGGCGCCAUGAGGGUGGCCCGCGCCUUUGAGAAGGGCAUCCCCGUGUUUGGGACGCUGGUGGCCGGCGGCAUCAGCUUCGGCACCGUCUACACCAUGCUCCAGGGCUGCCUCAACGAGAUGGCCGAGGACGCCCAGCGGGUCCGCAUCAAGGCCCUGGAGGAGGACGAGCCGCAGUCGGAGGUCAGCUUGGAGGCGGCGGGUGACAAUGGAGUGGAAAAGCGGGCGUCCGGGGAAGGAGUCAGCGAGGAAGCCCCGCUCUCGGCCCGCAGGAAGCUUGGCCUCCUCCUCAAGUACAUUCUCGAGAGCUGGAAGAAGCGUGACUUGUCGGAAGAGAAGUAA